Lethenteron reissneri (Far Eastern brook lamprey) is the source of this 3662-nucleotide messenger RNA. Its product is annotated as PC4 and SFRS1-interacting protein-like. Lineage: Eukaryota; Metazoa; Chordata; Hyperoartia; Petromyzontiformes; Petromyzontidae. The record is from RefSeq and is a predicted model, not a curated record.
GUCUGCGUGCGACUCAACCCGGGGUCCCAACUUAGACUUGGCGACUCUCGAAACCACUUCCAAGUCCCCGUGCUCCACCAUGUCGGCCGCCGACUACAAACCCGGGGACCUCAUCUUCGCCAAGAUGAAGGGAUACCCGCACUGGCCGGCCAGGGUAAACCAUCUUCCGGAGGGCGCGGGCAAGGCGCCGACUCACAAGCUCCCCAUCUUCUUCUUCGGCACUCACGAGACGGGCUUCCUGUGCAGCAAGGACGUGUUCCCGUACCGCAAGCACAAGCUCAAGUACGCGGUGCCCUGCAAGCGCAAGGGCUUCAACGAGGGCCUGUGGGAGAUCGAGAAUAAUCCCAUGGUGCAGUUCAGGACCCACGCGCCACAGGACUCUGCGGACGCGGCCCGCGGUGCCAUGGAGGAAACCAAGAAGGAAAACAAAGAGGGCAGCAGCACCGACGAGGAGAAGGAGGUGGAGGUGGACGAGGAGGAGGAGGAGGGGAGGCUCGUGAUUGACGAGGGCAGGCCGGGCGCACGGCGCAAGCGGAGCACGCAAGCCGCGACGGUAGGGAGGCGAGCGGCGCACAAGGCCGGAGCGGGUGCCAAGGUGGAGGCGGGGGGCGGCUCGGGGUCAGAGGUCACCGAGGACAAACGUCCAGCGACGCCGCCCACGCAGCCCGACUCUCUGCAGAGGAAGCGGAGGAAGAGGGCCCAGGGCGAGGAGUGGCCGGCAGAUGCCCGCUCGAGAAGGAAGGGGUCGGAGGACGCAGCAACAACAACAGCAGCAACAGCAGCAGCAGCAACAGCCAGUCCUCCCAGGAAGGGCCCCAAGAAAAAAAAAGUCGAGGAGGAGGAGGAGGAGGUGCAGAAGGCCGUGACCAAGAAACCUCACAAAACCAAGCAGCCCUCGGGGACCAACAGUGAGCCGAGCGGUGCCGACGAGGCCCCUCCGGAGAAGCGCCGGCGCCGGAGGCAGGCGGAGGCGGUGGUGGCGGUGGAGGUCGGCGUGGCCCGCGAGCGCCGGCGCAGGGCAGGCCGCGGCGACGGCGACGCCGUCAAGGAAGGGAGCGUCGUCGGCGGUGCCGACGCCGACGGGAGCCAGGCCCGCCGCAAGGAGCGCAAGGUCGAGCGUGGCAAAGACAAGGCUCCGCAGGCCGAGGCCCCGGCGGCAGGCGGCGCCCGCAAGCGCAAGCGCGGCUCCGAUUCGGAGACCACAGACGCCAAACCGGAAAAGCUGAAGCACGCAGAGAAGGGCGGCCGCAAACAUGUGGAGAUGGACCCAGACCCGGAGCCGCCCAAGAAAGGCCGCAGGGCCGAGGAGCGGGCCAAGGAGGCCAGGCUGACUGACAGCGACGCGAAGGAAUCCGCGGAGGAGCAGACGUCCCAGGACGACGAGAAGGCGGAGCUGCAAGCCGACGCCAAGGUGCAGAAGCUCGUCAACGACAUCAAGCUCGCUCUCAAGCUCAACAGCCCGGACACCAAGCGGUGUCUCGAGUACUUGGAUGAGCUGAACUCGCUGCAGCUCAGCCUACAGCACCUGCAGAAGCACACGGAGGUGGUGGCCAUGCUGCGCAAGAUCCGCAACUACCGCGCCAGCGAGGACGUGAUGCACAAGGCCGCCAUGAUCUACCACAAGUUCAAGUCCAUGUUCCUGGCGGAGGAGGAUGGCAGCUCCCCCAUCUACGCCCCCCACAGCCCCCCACCGCCAGCCCCCGCCCCCCCUAGCACCCCCGCCGCGGACGAGGCCCCCCACCCCACGCCCGCCAGUAACGACAAACAACAGUCGCGGCCUACGGCGCGGGAGGCGCGGGGCGGGCGCGGCGAACGUAGAGGGAAGGGCCGGAGGGGCCACGGCAGGGCCUGGGGCGAGCGGCGAGGUCCGGCGCCCAGGGACGUCGAAAACGGAGAUGGAGCGGCGGACGGAGCGGAGGAGACGCGGCUCGGAGAGAGUGCGCUGGCGGACGAUGGCACGGGGACCCAGCCCGGGGUCAAAGACGCCACGGAGGGAGGAGCGACGCAAGCCUGAGCUGCCACCUUGACCCUUUACCCUUGACCCUGACCCCACGAGAAGCACUUGCAGUUCUGCAGCACCCUGUACACUCUCACCCCGUCACCCUUGACUCACCUUGUGACCCCUACACACACCCUGCACUCAGACCCUCACCCAGCCCCCUUGUACCCUCACCCUCGACGAUCUCCUGGCACUUACGCCCCGCACCCCGCACUCGCCGCACCCUCACCGCGUCCGCGCCACCUCCGGGGCACGCGUAACGAUUCCCCUGCUCGUGGCUCCGAGCGCGCGCUCGAGGAGAAGCGACCAGCACCCUCGCGGUAACCCUGGGGCUCUCGGGGUCGCAGGGGCCGGGGGCGGGGGAACCGCCGAACCCUACAAACGAGCUCAAAGCGCGGGGACGUUGUCGCGAACGGGCCGGGUCGACGAGAAACUCGUCCGUCCAGUGAACGGAGGCCUUGAGCCGUGCGCGUUUGUGGGGUCCACCGCUGUCGGGGGUGGCUUCGUUCGUCGCGUGCCUUGUACCGUGGCCUGCGUGGUGCCGCCACCCUUCGUGCCGCCACCCUGCGUGCCGCCACCCUGCGUGCCGCCACCCUGCGGCCCCCGUGGCUCGACGCCGUCCGCACUGCGCCCUCCUGCUCGGUGCAGACGGCGCGGCGUGGAAUCCGCGAGCCGCGCUGGAAAUCGCUCGGGGGAAGGAAUUAUUGACGUGACACCGACGGUGCAAUUAGAGUAACAUUGGAAAUAAAUACGCCAAAUAUUAAAAAAAACUGGGCCGGUUGCGUAACAUGUUAAGUAUUAUUGAACCUAUUUACAUGAUAAAGGGACGUUAAUUUUAUUAUCUAUGUAACCCCAGCCCCUGACCUCACUGCGAGCAAAAUGAAAUGACAGGUCAUGCUGGCGUUGGUGGUGAUGGUGUAGAGAAUUUCAGCAGAACCUCCAUCUCUGCCUCAUAGACCUGGUCAAGGCCUAUGAUGGCAUCAAUAGAGCAGGGCUCUGGGUUUUUCAUGCUUUCAGGGUCCCUGACUGCUCACAAUCAUUAAGGACCUGGAUAAAGCUGCGUGUCGGAGCCAUUCCCUAUUCAACUUGGGGUGCGACAGAGAUGUACUCUGGCCCCUACACUAUUUAACAUAUUUUUAAACAUAGUUCGAUAAGCUUUUCAUGGCUAUACCAGAGGAAUUCGUGUCUGGCACAGGAUACAAUGGGAGCCUGAUUGAUAGCCAGGGUUGUCAAGGGAUGGCUCCCUUCCGGUCAACCAUGUUGCGUACGCUGAUGAUCUGGUAAUUCCUGCUCACUCUUGAGUUGGAGACACCACUGCUGAACGUGGGAGCCCCACAAAAUAGAGCACCUGCCUGGGUGUUUUAUGUUGGUUUCAUACCCCCACCCCUCAACUCACCAUGAGUACUGGGGCAGUUGUGGAGAAGUUCCUGUACCUGGGCAGUGUCAUUACCAACUCUGGUUUGGCAGCAGAGGUCUCCAAAUCAGUCGAGUGGCAUUGUCUUGUCAUCAGCUCUAAUGCUGUGUGGAAGCUGCCUGGCCUUUAGCACCAUACGAAGCUCCGUAUCUUAAAUUUAGAUUUAAAGCUUUCAUGACUGCAGGGAUUCAUCUUCUUGGUUCUUUCGGUAAAGUCACAUAGAAGGGAAAUAAUAAAAUAAUAAAAAUA